Polyodon spathula (Mississippi paddlefish) is the source of this 5790-nucleotide messenger RNA. RefSeq names its product protein mono-ADP-ribosyltransferase PARP14-like. Gene Ontology annotation, biological process: negative regulation of gene expression. Gene Ontology annotation, molecular function: transcription corepressor activity; NAD+ poly-ADP-ribosyltransferase activity. The transcript is spliced from 15 exons. Gene Ontology annotation, cellular component: nucleus; cytoplasm. The record is from RefSeq and is a predicted model, not a curated record. The coding region runs from base 246 to 5090 and encodes 1614 amino acids. NCBI's taxonomy places the organism in Eukaryota, Metazoa, Chordata, Actinopteri, Acipenseriformes, Polyodontidae.
GAAUCCUCAUUGUAUUCUCACAGGAAAUUUGCAAUCGGAGUCGUGCACCGAAGUCAUGUCAAAACCCUGUAGAUUAUUUGUAUAAUGAGAAGACAGCCGCACCUGUCUGAUGUUUACAGUGUCAAAUAAAAAAUGUGCUGACAUAGCACGAAAGCAUUUAACCUGAAAACAAGGACAUAUGAUAUGUUGUAAGCUGAUUAAGCUGAUUGUAGCCUUCAUUUCUGAACAAAGUGAAACUGUGUGCAAUGGAGGCGUCUAACUAUCGGUAUCUCCUUUACUUUGAUAUGCCUGGGCUUGAUGUUAACCAGCAAGACAAGGUUGGAAACUAUUUUAAAGUUAAAAGAAAGUCUGACGGCGGCGAAUGCAGUCUGAAGAAAAUCAGUGACAGUGUUUACCACAUUGCAUUCAAAGACGAAGAAGCUCAGAAAAGGGUCCUAGAAAGAAGAGAGCACUCGAUUGAAAUGCCCAGUGGAUGCAUUGUAAUCACGGUCAGAGACUCAGAAUAUGCCUCGUCUGGACUCAAAUCAGCCCAUACCUCACCUGCUAGUCAGCAGGUGAAUGUUGAUAAGAGAAAUCAAUUUGACCUUGACCAAGAGUCCAGAAGACGACAGUCUCCUCUUGGAUUAGGAAAGGCUGAGACUGAAAGUCUGACUAGGCCUCUUAUAGUGCUCAAACUGGACUCCUACUUAAUCCGCUACCUACAGGACUGUGCAGAGGCUGGCAAUGAGUUGCACCAUCAACUUUCUCUACUGAGAUGCUUGGUUCAUCUAUGUCAGGAGAAGGAUGAGGCAACAGUGACUCUAGAAGGGGGUAAUGAGUCUUCAUGUUUGAAGGAAAACAUUAAAAAGGCUUUUGAGGACAUACAGGAGAGGUACAAAUGCCAUUAUGAAGCUAACCUGACCAAACAACAAACUUUGAUGAAAAGUCCUGAACUUGUCAACAAAUCCCUCCGCAUUUACCCUGAAUUGAGUCAGGGUUUCACUGUUAUAGUGGGCUUAAAUGAAGACAUCCGGAAGAUUCUGCAGAUACUAGAUGCCUUGGUUUUCCAGAAAAUAAGGACGGAAAGCUCAAUUAAGACAGAAUGUAUGAUACGGGGUCCAAAAUAUAAACUUGUAAGGAAUUCUUUUGAAAAUGAAUUGCGAGUACAGUUCCCCAGCCUAGUUAUAUCUGGAGACUGUCAGUUUUCUCUGUUCUUAGAAGGUGCCCCUGAAGAAGUCCAUUAUGGGAGACUGAAACUACUUGAAUUGUUGAAUCAAGUUCAGGAACGUUUUGUCAAACUCACCAGUCUCCAGAUUUCAUUCCUGAAAAGAAGUGGCACUCAGCAAUUCAUGACAAAGUUCUUCAGCACACUGCAAAGCCCUGUUACUUUAGAAGCAGAUCUUGAUGUAAAACUGUUUGGGCUUUCUAAGAAGGGGCUUGAAGAAGCUGAGAAGGUCCUCCUGGUGGAACUCCAAGAAGAUGUUAUUAGAGUCCCUGAGGAUUGUCUGCUUUCUACCCACCUUCCACAACUGAAGGAAUUCCUGCAGAGCACAGAAUCUCAUUUAAACUAUUCAGGAGCGAGAAAUGUUGAGAUCUUGUAUUCACAAAAAUCCAACACAGUUAGUCAAAAGAUUCAUGUUGUAGGGUACAACAAUGAAGUGAAAAGGGCAAGAGAAAUGAUCAAAAGCUACAUAGAAAAAAUAAACACCACAAUCACCCAAGAAGUCCUUCUACAGAGCUCCCAGCUGGCAGACUAUUUCUUCGACCUGCUUGAGCUUAUAGAUUUUCAGAAUUGUGCGGUUGAGAUGAUCACUGUGCAUUCUCCGUCACCUGCUGUCCAGCUAACUGGACCCUACCAGCGUGUGAUGGACAUCAAGAAUUAUCUUCAGCAAGCACUCGACACUUUGGUUUUAGAAAGGCUGAUCAUCUCAAAACCAGGAGCUUACGAGUAUUUCCAAGGGCCUGGAAAGGAGUACUUGACUCUAUUGGGCAAGAAAUAUUGUUGUCUGCUCAAGAUGACUGAUACUGGUAACGUUGCGGUAAUGUAUCCAGCAGAAGGAGCAUCAGAGGGCGUCUUGUGCAGUUUCCAGCUAGGGAGCAAUCUUUCUCUCCUUAUCCAACAAGGGGAUAUAACCAAGUUGAAGGUGGAUUCCAUUGUAAAUGCUGCCAAUGAGGAUCUGAUGCAUGGAGGUGGGUUGGCAUUGGCUAUAAGCACUGCAGGAGGUGCAGCAAUCCAACAAGAGAGCAAAGAGUUGGUGAAGAUGACGGGUAAGGUGUUGCCUGGAAAUGCAGUGGUCACUUCAGCUGGUAAACUGUUUUGCAAAAAGGUCAUCCAUGCAGUUGGACCUAAAUGGGAAAAUGGAAAAAGUCCUGACAGAGUUAAACAGCUUCUGGAGAGUGCAAUCAAGCAGUCCUUGGAAUUAGCUAAUAAAAUGGGCUUCGAGUCAGUGGCUGUGCCAUGCUUGAGCUCAGGGAUCUUUGGAGUUCCCCAGGUAAUCUGCGCUGAAUGCAUUGUGUCGGCAGUGAGAAGUUUUGCUAGGGUACCAAGCUCCCUUCGUGUUGUUACUCUCAUUGACAUCAGAAAGGAGACAGUGAAAGAAUUUCAGACUGCUUGUCAGAAGCUCUUUGGGAAUGACAAAUGUACUGAAGAGUUUGAGAGGAUACAAGAAAAGGAACUAGGAGCCACAGCAUUCCCUGUAUCCGAAGAAGCCACUGCUGGAGUCGACACUCUCAAAGUGGAGAUAGUCCAGGGCAAAAUCGAGGAACAAAAGACUGAUGUGCUGGUUGCUCCACUGAAAGACCUUGACUUGGCCUCCACAAGGGUUGCUAAGGCUUUACUGGAGAGAGCUGGCUCCAAGCUAGGACAGAGCUUUGUCCAGUCUGCUAGCGGUGUACAGUUCCACCCUGGUAAUGUGAUGGCGGUCAGUGGAGAUUCAGGUCUCGACUGUAAGCAGGUGCUGUUCCUUCUGUGCAGCCAGUGGGAUGGACCACAGGGGAACGCUAUAAAGGCUCUUCAUAGAGGCUUGCAGGCCUGCCUGGAGCACUGCAAUUCCAUGGCCCUGGAGUCCAUUUCCUUCCCUGUGAUUGGUUCAGGGGUGGUUCUUGGUUUCCCCCAUGAGGUAGCUGCCGAAGCUCUACUGAGUGAAGUGAGCCGUUUCGAGCAGGACCACAUUUCCAGCUGGAUCAAGACAGUGAGGAUAGUCAUUCACCCACGCGACACACAGUCCACAGCGGCAUUUCGAGAUGCACAAAAAGGAAUAGAUCUGAAGGAGUUAAGAAUGGAAACCGAAUCGGAGCAAAUCUUCUACCACUCUGUCUCAUCCCAUCCUGAUGAUAUUACUAUAAUGAUGGACGGAGUGAAGUUGCAAGUGGUCCAUGGAGAUAUUGUCACAGAAACUGUGGAUGUCAUUGUCAACUCCACAGAUUUCACGACAGAUUAUAAAGGUGUAGCACUGGCUAUACUCUCUGCAGCUGGACCUGGCGUUCAAAGAUCCCUUCAGACAGCUACUGUACCUCCUGAAGAGAUUGUGGUCACACAGCCAGGAAAUCUCAAAUGCAAACUGAUCAUGCAUGUGUGUGGUGAAAAAGACGCAGGCUUCAUUAAAAAGCAAACCAAAAGGGUCAUUCUCCUGUGUGAACAACAAUCUUAUAAAUCAGUGGCCUUCCCAGCAAUAUGUACAGGGGUAGGUGGUUUGGAUCCCUGGCUGGUUGCUAAAGCUAUGGUUGACGGGGUCGCUUCCGCUGUACGGGACAGAAAGUUGCACUUCGUCUCCACAGUCCGGAUCGUCCUGUGGAAGAGAGAUGUCUUCACCGUUUUCAAAUGCACUGUGGAGGGUUGUUUUGGAAGGGCUGCACCACUACGUACACCCAUAGAGUUCACCAAGCACUUGAUGCAGAAAGUGAAAACCUUGCAACUUCUAAAACAGACUCCGGACACGGAUAAGAGGGAGUUAUUUCGCAGAUCACAAGACAUUUUUCUUCCAGCAAUUUUUGAUGUGAUCGGCCUUAAGAGAAGCGACACAGAGAAGGCCAAACAGAAGCUGGAAUCCAUUUUCAAUCUGCAAUUCCAUGAAGAGUCCCUACUGGCAGAGAACAUCUCCAAUCUGAAAAAAGAGGAGGUCCAGGCUGUUUUAAACAAGGCAAAGCUUUUAAGAGUGCAGGCGACCAUCGAACACGAUGGUAGCAACAAGCUAUUGAUUAGGGGAGUCAAAUCAGAGGUAAUGGAAGUCAGCCGAAUGGUCCAGCAUUAUCUGAGGUCUGCACUAGAAAGGCAACUAAAGGAGGGGAAACAGAUUUUGGCUGAAGCUUUUGUGCAGUGGUACUAUGAAGAAGAUGACCGUUGGAAGGCAUUUGAUCCUGAAGCCAAUUUGCACUUGGAAACUAACAGAACAAGCAAGGAGACUGUGUUGAGGGAUAGAACUGGGAAGAUUCUCUGGAUUGACCUUCAACAGAUGAUGGCAACUGACCAAGACUGCAAACAAAGUGUGAGAGUGAAGAGGAUGGAGAAAAUGACAGACUACAUCUUACCUGUUUAUUGGGACAACAUGAACGAUCAACUUUUCAAGAAGUUCCAGCUACAGCCUCACACCAAAGAAUACCUGGACGUUGUAAAAUACUUCAACAAAACAGCUACCAACACAGUACACAAAGUAGAAAGGAUUCAGAACCAGUAUUUGAGGCAAAGUUACGAUUUGAAAAAGAAACAACUUGAGGCAAAGAAUGGACAGAACCAAGUGAGGGAGAGGAUUCUCUACCACGGCACUAAACUGGCUUCAUGUGAAUCAAUUGAGAAGACCGGAUUCAACAGGAGUUACGCAGGGAAGAAUGCCACAGCCUAUGGACAUGGGGUCUACUUUGCUGUCAACGCCAGCUAUUCUGCCCAGCCUACAUAUUCAUUACCUGACUCGAAGGGUCUGAGGUAUAUGUAUGUGGCCCGGGUUCUGACUGGUAGAUACACAGUUGGAAACUCCACAAUGAAAGUACCACCUAAGCGCUCUACUGACGCACAUGACCGCUAUGACAGCUUGGUGAACAAUGCUCAAAAUCCCACAAUUUUCGUCAUCUUUCAUGAUGACCAAGCUUACCCAGAUUAUUUAAUAACGUUUCAGUAACUCUUUGUUUAUGUUCCAGUUAAAGCUGACAAUGUGGAAUCUUUCAACAUGAACUACUGGCAAUAAUGCAAACUGAUUUAUUUUGAAUUAUUAUUUGCCGUCCAUUCUGGGCAAUACAUGCAAAUUUGAAGAACAAAAAGUUUGUCAAUGAAAUACAAAUGUUUGAUUUGAGUGGCGGUUUGGUGGAUUUUCAUCAAUAUGCAAUGCAACUCUUCAUGCAGAACAUGACAGUGUGCUUUAUAUUAAAAACUCUAAUGUACAAAGAAAUAUUUUUAAAAAGCCUAUGGCCAAUCAAUCCAGCUCAAGAAAAAGCCAAUGCAAACAAUUAUGUUGUUUCGUUUUUUUUAAAAACAAUAUGAUUUAAAAGACUUGGACCAGAUUUCCAAAGGCAGGGAGCAUAACAAAUAAAGGCCCUUGCCCCUCCUGAUUUUAGAUGAUUGCUACAAACUCCACAAAGUUCAACAUUCGCUGAUCUCAAGAUGUGACUAGGCGUAGAAGGUGCCAAUGUUUUCCUGUAACUAUAAGGCCCAAAACCACGAAGGCCCUUACUCAUUAUUAUACAACCAAAUAACAGCUUAAACAACAUUAUGUUUAAAAUGUGUUUGGAUAAAGACUAAGGGCACUCUUUACAUAAGAACAUAAGAAAGUUUACAAAAGAGAGGAGGCCAUUCGGCCCAUCUUGCUCGUUUGGUUGUUAGUA